Cynoglossus semilaevis (tongue sole) is the source of this 2225-nucleotide messenger RNA. RefSeq names its product glycerophosphodiester phosphodiesterase domain containing 2 (gene gdpd2). Gene Ontology annotation, biological process: lipid metabolic process. The transcript has 15 exons. Gene Ontology annotation, cellular component: plasma membrane. NCBI's taxonomy places the organism in Eukaryota, Metazoa, Chordata, Actinopteri, Pleuronectiformes, Cynoglossidae. The record is from RefSeq and is a predicted model, not a curated record. The coding region runs from base 126 to 1727 and encodes 533 amino acids. Gene Ontology annotation, molecular function: glycerophosphodiester phosphodiesterase activity.
GGGGGGGUGAUUGAAAUCAGGCCUGCCCGUACAAACAGUGGCGUUGUUAUCUGGGCUCCCUCUGUCCCUCUUCACACUGCAGCUAUCAGGUGGCCACACUGCAUUGGAAAGGAUCUGCUGAAGUGAUGCCUCGAAAAAGCUGUGGCAGAGUUUGCUGCAGAGGCCUGUACAGCUGCCACUGGGAGACGAAACUGAGAGAAGACCAUCCAGGAAAACAUGCCUGCUGCGGGUUCUCAGUCGUCCUCUUGGUGUCCCUGCUUUCUCUUUGCUGGAUGUACAUUUGUCUGGUUACGUUCAACGACCAAGAGGAUGUUAACUGGGAGGGUUUCAAAAUGCUGAAACGUUGGGUGAAUUUCUUCAUGUUGGGAAUCAUCGUUUCUGCAGUGUUGACCAGCUACUGCGUCCUGCUCCUGCUCAUUGCACUGUUUCAUGUUGCCAUAGGAGAGAAGCUGGAUUUACACUGGUUUCACAUGAUCUUCCUGUCUCUUGGUGUUCUUUUUAUAGCUUCUGGGCUCACAGGAAUUAGUCUCAAGUGGAAACAAGAGUGGCCAACAGUUCCUCUUUCACUGCAGGCCACCGGUCCUUUCCUGCAGUUUGGUGCUGUCGUAGCUCUGACUCUGCUCAGUCCAUUGGUCUUCAGGUGCUUCCUGAGGUCCAAAAAUGCAGGGUGUAAGGUCCUCAUUGCUCUCGUCUUCGUGGUGAUCUCAGCAGCCAUCUUCCUGUGUCCGCUGCUUAUCCAUUCUCCUUGUCUGCUGAGUGAAUUACCUGAGAAACCAAAGCUGAUUGGCCACAGAGGUGCCCCAAUGAAAGCUCCAGAGAACACCAUCAUGGCCUUCAACAGGAGUGUUGAGUGUGGUGUCACAGCCUUCGAGACUGAUGUCCAGCUCAGUAAAGACAGAAUUCCUUUCCUGAUGCAUGACAACGGCUCUGACUUUUUGUUGAGAACGACUAAUGUCAAGCAGAAGUUUCCCGAUACCCACUUCAGCCACAGUGCAAACCUGACAUGGGAGGAGUUGCAAAGUUUAAAUGCUGGUGAAUGGUUUGUGGAGACAGAUCCUUUUCAUACAGUGAGGCAACUUUCGGAAGAUGAGAAGAAAGCUGCUCAGAAUCAGUCCAUACCUUCGUUACUUCAGCUGCUCAACCUCGCCAAAGAACACAACAUCUCUGUAAUAUUUGACCUCUAUAGUCCCGACCAAGAGAAUGAUACUAAUGACACCGUUAGAACCAUCUUGAGUUCAGGCAUUGACCCAAGUCUGAUCCUCUGGCUACCACCAGAUGAAAGAGACGCCGUGAGCUUGGCUGCUCCAGGUUUCAUUCAGGUUUAUAACAACUUAAAAGAAAUGCUGAACAAACGUGGAACCCACCUGAAUAUGAAAUACAGCAAACUGAGUACAGAGGAGAUCAGAGAGCUGCGAAGCCACAACAAGACAGUCAACCUGUGGGUGGUUAAUGAGCCCUGGCUCUUCUCUCUGCUGUGGUGUGCAGGGGCCAGCUCCGUCACCACCAACUCCUGUCACCUCCUCAGAGACAUGGAGCGGCCCAGCUGGGUCAUGUCUCCUCUACAGUAUAGGAUAGCAUGGACUGUGGUGGAUGCUGUAGCAUUUCUGCUGAUGACUGCACUCUUCAUCGUUCAGAGGACGACACACAGUCACAGCAGAGAAAAAGAGAAGAGAGGAGACAAUACUUCAGCCUGGAACGAAUUGAUGCCCUUCUUACCCACCGUGUAGACCGCGAUUGAAUCCAGGAGAACUUUCACUCCAGGAAUGUCUGAAUUACAAUUCUGGAGGACGGAUAAGUACAAUUUAUAUGCAUUACUUCUUUUUCUGUGAAAGAAAAUCAAGUUGAAUGUGAAAUGAAUUAACUGGUUUUAUGAAAUUGUUUUUCAAUGUGUGACUUCUAAGAUGUGACCAAGGUUAAUAAAAUUUCUAUUUUUUACAAAAACCUCUAAGACAUUGCUGGUGCCGUUAAAAUGUAUCUUUUAUCUACUUAUAUUUUAAGAUGUGACUUGAGAUGUGAAAUGGUUGACUUUAUUCAAAUCUCCAAUUUUUGUACAUGUAAGCUGUGAAUAGUUUUUUUAUGUACCUGAAGAAAUAUAUUGUUACAUAUAUUUUAAGAUAAGCUCAAGCAUUAAAACUUUUUCUUUCUUUUUUCUACUAAAAGAAUAAGUAACAGGGUGUUUUGUUUUUGCAAUUUCCUUUCUUUGCUGUAUGCUUGAAUAGUUUGCA